AUGCUCGCAUGCGCCGACAAGAACACGAGCCGACAAUUGAGAGCCGGUGCUGAGCUGCCUUGUCCAAGCGGCACAUGCGACACUGUGCAAUUGCCCCACUUUAGAGCUCUAGAGACUUCGCACACCUCGCCUCGCCACGUCUGCACCAUUGUCGGGACUCUGUCUCGCUGUCCGCCGAUCGCCGCGUCCCCAUCCGCACCCCUCUUUUCGGCCUCCGCCACCAAAACCGUCAAAACGGCGUCGCCACAGCCGAACCCGACGACCGCGCCCCCGGCCACCGCCGCCAGAGUACCGCGGGGACUCGGGUCUACGUCAUACACGUCGUACACGUCGUCCAAAGGAUCGAGCGGGUCAACGUCGCCGCCGGCCUCGCCGCCGUUUCACCGGCCCAUCAUGCAGACGCUGCCGGAGAGCCGGCCGCAGUCGUUUGACGAGAUCUACGGCCCGCCAGAGAACUUUCUCGAGAUCGAGGUGCGCAACCCGCGAACGCACGGGGUCGGGCGGCACAUGUACACGGACUACGAGAUCGUCUGCCGCACCAACAUCCCCGCGUUCAAGGUGCGGCAGAGCGUGGUGCGGCGCCGCUACAGCGACUUUGAGUACUUUCGCGACAUCCUGGAGCGCGAGAGUGCACGCGUGACGAUUCCGCCGCUGCCAGGAAAGGUGUUUACAAACCGCUUCAGCGACGACGUGAUCGAGGCGCGGCGUGCCGGCCUUGAGAAGUUCCUCAAGAUUGUCGUCGGCCACCCGCUGCUGCAGACGGGAAGCAAAGUCAUGGCCGCAUUCGUGCAAGACCCGAACUGGGACCGCAACGCUUGGUGA
Messenger RNA from Grosmannia clavigera kw1407, 822 nucleotides. Its product is annotated as sorting nexin-3. The transcript has 3 exons. The coding region runs from base 1 to 822 and encodes 273 amino acids. Gene Ontology annotation, cellular component: early endosome membrane; retromer complex. Gene Ontology annotation, biological process: endocytic recycling; late endosome to Golgi transport. The record is from RefSeq and is a predicted model, not a curated record. Gene Ontology annotation, molecular function: phosphatidylinositol-3-phosphate binding. NCBI's taxonomy places the organism in Eukaryota, Fungi, Ascomycota, Sordariomycetes, Ophiostomatales, Ophiostomataceae.